AAUCAAAGAUCAGGUUACCUUCAUUUACUAUAAAAUCUUCCUUUUACUUUUGCUUUUACUUACAACCAAACAACUCUUACGACUUCCUACAAAAAUCAAAUAAAUUUGAUCAGUGUUUUGUCAAUUAAUCUGGUUUAAUGACUAACUCGGUUGAUCUCCCUGUGUAUAGCUGCAAUAAUUGCUGGAAUCCAGUUGCCUUCAAGGAAGAUCUUCUUUCUAAGGCUUUUGUGGCUUUAUCUGGACAAGCUUUUAUGUUUCGUAACGCAAUGAAUUUGAAGGUGGGAGACAAAGUUGAGAAGCAACUCAUGACUGGACAAUUCACUGUGGCUGAUAUAUAUUGUGGCAAAUGUGGGCAGGUUUUGGGUUGGAAAUAUUUCCGAGCCCAUGACCCAAGGCAAGCAUACAAGGAAGGCAAUUAUAUAAUAGAGUGUGCUAAGAUUGUAAAUGCAAAAUAAACCUAAGUUCUAUUACUGUUCUUCCCCUCCUCUUGACUUAGAAUAAAUUAAAACUAGUCUUAUAUGCAUCCGAAAGUAAAAGCGAAAUUGUAUUAUUA
Beta vulgaris subsp. vulgaris (sugar beet) is the source of this 553-nucleotide messenger RNA. RefSeq names its product protein yippee-like At4g27740. The record is from RefSeq and is a predicted model, not a curated record. Lineage: Eukaryota; Viridiplantae; Streptophyta; Magnoliopsida; Caryophyllales; Amaranthaceae. The transcript is spliced from 2 exons. The coding region runs from base 138 to 455 and encodes 105 amino acids.